AUGACCGAGAAUCUGUAUACCAGCUGCCCAGAACUGGCUUCCUCGGAUCCGUACCAUCACUCCUUCAAUGAUUUCGGCUCGGCAGUUCCUCUCUCGCCCCCGUCGGAGAUCAGCUCACCCGAUCGGAUGCCUGCUACAUGCAGCAAUCUCAUCUCCGGUCAUUCAAGGAAAGAUCUAAUCUCCGAAAUGUCCGCUGAUGCUGCUGCUGCUGUUGAGCAUCGUCACGGGCACUCCCUCGCUAGCCGGGCGCAGCCCUCCGAUCAGGAGCAAAGCGAGUUCAAUGCUUGCGCCAUCCGUCUGACUUCCCAGAGUGAGAGUCCGGUUCAAUUUUCCAUUCCAGUCGAGGAGAUGGAUCCUCCCACUGGACAUCCUCAGGGCUAUCUGGCCCUCGGGAAAAUUGAAACCAAGAUUCUCAGUCAGAGCACCCUGCCUCAAAAGACCAGUGCAAAUUCGGGCUUCAUGGACCAAGUGGUACCCGAAUCUGGGAUAUUCAGUCAGGGGACGUCUCUGCUUCUGGAUGACAGUGUGUCUUCAUCGGCUGUCGGGGAUACGCAAUGGCUAGCGUCCACAGCGUUUGAUACGGACACGACCCUCUACACUGGCUCUGAGCCCCUGGUGCCCAGCCCGUUGUCCAUGCCGGAGAUGACUUGGGCACAGGACAAUCUCCUUGCCCUUCCGCCUGAAGAGACAAUGCCUUUUGUGGCCGGCGAGGAACCGCCGCAUGAGAGUCUAACAAACGGCCUGCCUAGGCUGAUGAUUCCCACCGACUAUGCAUCUGAGUCUCUGCCGGUGCGGGGACGAAGUCCCAUCAUCACCAUUUCUGCGACCUCGCGAGGAGACUCGCCAGAUGAGCACGUGCCCGAGGCGGCUCCCAGUCGGCUAUUGCUGUCACCCACUGGCCACGAUGAGGAGAUCGAUGGAUAUGAAAACCGCGAGAAUGACCACCACUCCCCCUACUCCACGCCCGUCGAUUCAAUCCACAGCGGUAGUCAUGCACAGGCUUCCGCAAGGAUGCGGCACGGCCUCGACCCUUUUUCACGAGGGGACGAAUACGGACCGAGUCCCAACGAGAUCGAUGCUCAAAACAAACAAGAUAAAAAGAAUAAAGAAGUUGGCCAGUGGACAGAGACUGUCUCGAUCUGCGCCAACGAUGCCGAUGAGAUGUUUCCGGAUUCACCGAGAGGUCGUCCAAAGGUAUCGAGUCGUAUACGCGCUCUCAGCACUGGCGAUCGCCCCUUCCAGCAAGCCGAUUACUUCAACUUGACGGAAAGCCAGCGGUUGAUUGUGGGUCCCGGCUUGAUGGUGCACGAGAGUAGCGACGACGGGGUUGCAAGCGAGGACGACUCGGACAGUAGCUCAGCGCGAUACUCUCCCCCAAUGCCCGUUGGCGAUCUUCAAGGGGAAGAUCAACCUCCUCUAGUGGUAGCUUCGCCAGAGCUUGUUGCUUCCCCGGAAGAAGCAUUCCCGAUGUGGCAGCAUGAUGCGCCGCGGGAGCCUCUGCACGAGCCGGUAAGGAAACAGCCUCAGACUUCAGCAUUUGCCAUGGCCAAAUUUCAGGAAUAUGCAAGAGAGCAAGAUGCAGCUUCCAUCACGGCAACGAUCGAUGCCGACAGCAUCCGAAACCUGAGCAUAAGCUUGGAGCAGUCUCUGAGGUUUCCGCAAGAGACAAAAAGGAAGAGCAACAGCUGGAGCAGCAACUUCUUUUCCAAACGUGGCGUCCGAAGUAGCGUCCAGCACGCACAUGAAAAAUUAAAACGACAAGCCUCGGAUUUGUCACUGGCAAGCGCGACCCCUGCUGAUCCAACUGUGGACACGGGGCUCGCCAUGCCCCAGCGAAAAGAGAGUUCUGGUUCCAGCUAUCGACAUCGAUUGAGUUUAGCCGGCAGGCACUCCCCAAGGCCGCAUUCUCGUUCUCCGAGCCUCACGAGUGCGUUAAUGUCAAUGACGGGGCAGAUGGCUGCGGUUGGAGGCAGCCGCUCUGUUCAAGCAGCAUCGCCUCAGCCGGAUACUGUUCCGAAACUCUCCACGGCCAAAUGGAGCCGAGAUCGUGCCAAAAGCGAAUUGCCACGACCGAGCACGCCAGGGUUAUUCAGCCUAAUCAAAACUUAUGGAGGUCCGCCCGUCGCCAGCUUGGCGAGAUUCCAUAAGGCAGACCUCCAUUCCGCGGACACGAAAGCAGACCUGGUUCCUAAAGCCGAGAUGGCAGAUGCUGAGGAUCACGAGGAAAUCGACCCCGGCAAGGAUGAAAAACAUGUGAUGGACUUUUCAAUGCCGCCCACAUUGCCCGUGCCAAGCAAGGAUGGCUUCAAGUCACAGAUCAUGCAGUUGAAUCCGCGACUAAAUUCGUGUCUGAUCGACCGCUUUGCUGACGAGCAGGUUCGUCGGUACCGUAAACUGGUCGAGUUCCAGCAAAAGCAUGCCGCCGCGAUUGCCAAAGGCUCCUGUCAAUCGGGUCCUUUCUGCUUCGCGCUGGGUGGACGAGCAGAAUUGCUGCCUCUGCGUAGAAACGCUGCUGAUGGGGAAAACGGCCAUGUGCAGUUUCGUGUGGUGCAUGAUCAUGACCCAUCUCUCGGCUCGAGCGAAGGGGCAGUGGCGGCAGCUCAAUUUCCCCCUGGCGUACCCCUUCCGCCUGUUUCUCGGUUGCCAGCUCGAUUUGAGUGCCCGGUUUGCUUCCAAGUGAAAGAAAUCCACAAACCUUCUGACUGGUCAAAGCACAUCUACGAGGAUAUACAGCCGUUUACGUGCACGUUUCCCGAGUGUACCGAGCCAAAGUCCUUCAAACGCAAGGCCGACUGGGUUCGUCAUGAAGGUGAACGACACCGUCAACAGGAAUGGUGGACCUGUUCAAUGAAGGAGUGCUCGCACAAAUGCUAUCGAAAAAACAAUUUCAUCCAGCAUUUGGUACGAGAGCACAAGUUGGGAGACGACAAGACGGUCACGAGCAAGAUGUGCCGAGACUAUGAUGGCUCUGUGAAAUCGAUCGAUCAGUUGGUUGAGGAAUGUAAGGGAACCGCGGACCAGACCCCAGAUAUGGAGCCUUGUCGGUUCUGUGGAAAUCACUGUGGCACAUGGAAAAAAUUAACGGCGCAUCUGGGGAAACACAUGGAGCAAUUGGCUAUGCCGGUCUUGCAGUUGGCCAGGCAGAUUGGCGGCGCCUCGUAUCCGACGAUCCAGGCGCAGGACGAACACGUUCUUUCCUCGUCAAACUCGUUUGAGAAAGUGGUUGACAGCAGUGGCGGCAACAACAACAAUGCUGCGGCCGAUCCCUUCCCAGCUCAAGUCGCGGUGCCACCGCAGUUUCACGAUCUUACCCCAUCCGCCCAGGCUUGCGUCUACUCUGUGGAUGCUCCUAGUAUCAGCUACACGAGCAUGACUGGCGGCGAUAUCCUGAUGGAGCCCGAGCAGAUGAUCGACACCCUGCAGCCGAAUUCCCAAUUUGGUGAUCAGUUCGCUGCCACGGACCUGUAUAAUGCAGGCCACACCCAGCCUACAGCCACGACAUCCGCCACAUUGAAUGCCCCAAGCCACGCACAUUCCAAUCUUCAUGCCCAUGCCCUUGCCAACGCCCACGCUCAACUUCAGCCCCCCUUCCGACCGCCCCAUCCCUCACAUCGAAUGUCUGUCUCGUAUCCGCCUCUGUACCCGCCAAGAUCACCGGGUCCAGUGAUCACUCCAAAUUCCUAUUCCGUCACUUCCCAACUGCCGCCCCAGGCGCAGCCGAUGCAGCCGGCCCCCGCUUCGGCGGUCAUGGGGUUGAGCUCGGUUUAUGAAGUCCAGCGGCAAGAACAGAGCGGGUAUCCAGCAUACCAACCAAUGGUUCCGACCAACUCGUACGUACAUGUGCACGGACAGUACGGGUCGGGAAGUCAUUCCUCGCAGAUGGGAUAG
Penicillium oxalicum is the source of this 3888-nucleotide messenger RNA. Its product is annotated as putative C2H2 finger domain protein. The coding region runs from base 1 to 3888 and encodes 1295 amino acids. NCBI's taxonomy places the organism in Eukaryota, Fungi, Ascomycota, Eurotiomycetes, Eurotiales, Aspergillaceae. The transcript has 2 exons. The record is from RefSeq and is a predicted model, not a curated record.